CCACCGUCAAGGUCAGGAAAAAACUCCCACACACCAACUCCUUCCGGAUCUCAGACUGACCAUGGCCCCUGCCGCAUCCACCGCACGCAGCACGGCACUUGCAAACACCGGUUUCAGGAGACGUGUCAUCCUUGGCGCAGCUGUUUGCGGCAUUGCAGCUUUCGGGCUUCGCCUUGCUGCUGUGAAGCUGCAAAAUGCAUUGUCUUGAUGGGACAUCCUCUUCAAAUCCAUCCAACGUCCCGGCCAGGCUUUAUCAUCCUCGCCCGAUUCAGGGCGACCCGUACUACGAGAAGGUGGUGUCCCAGACCUCCCAGCAGCUCCAACGGCGAGGCUACCGAGUUCAGGAGCUCAAAUACACGGUGCGAAAUCAGACACAGAAGGCGUUUCUGGUGAGACCAGAGCAGCACAAGCCAGCGCCUCUUUGGUUAGUUUUCGGUGGAAAUGCCAUGGUGUCAGCUGAUUGGCUGCCUUUCUGCGAGAGCAUUCUCUCUUUCAAGGAUGCUGGAGUGGCACAACCAAGCUUUUUGCUGGUGGAUUAUCCGGGCUAUGGCGACAACGGCGGUGAGCCAUCUCCAUCUUCCACACUUGAAGCAUCACAGCAAGCGUUGGAGCAAGUCUUGCGCGAACUUGCUGAGUCGCCUCCGCAGUCAGUGAAUCUAUUGGGACACAGCUUGGGUGCUGCUGCUGCUUCUCAGCUUGCUGCCAAACUGGCGAGGUCUGACACCUACAAGUUGCCACCAGGGCGCUUGGUCUUGUCAUCUCCAUUCCUGAGUAUUGACGCCAUGGCUGCUGUGAUUUUUGGCUUCAUCCCGCCAUGGGUUUUACGAACGCUGGUGACGCACCGAUGGAACAAUGCAGAAAUGGUUCCGAAGGCUGCGCUCGGCGGUUGGGAGGUGUCCAUAAUCCAUCCUAAGUUGGAUGAGAUCGUGCCAGUUCGACAUGGGGAGGAGCUUUUCGAGUCUAUCCAGGCACAAGGUAAGGAGUGCAAGCUCCUGAAACCAGAGGGCUGUGGCCACAAUGACUGCGUGUUCGCUGCCCUCAGAACCUAUGCCCAGGUUUUGGGGUUGAGCAGAUUGUGACGAUUGCUUUGAGAAAACAAGUGUGGCCUGUGCAACCAACGCAUGCCGUGGAAACUGUGUCUAAUUUUGAAAAACACAGGCUAAGACAUGCAAAACCAUAGCAAUACGAAAUCUAUGCCUGUGACUGUGAGUAUUGGAGCACACAUCAGCCAUGCGCGCGGCAGGAUUCUGGUAACGUCAGACUUAGCUUGGAGGUGAAGUUUUUGGUCAGUCCAGCCGCGGUUUCUUAAAGUGCCACUUUUCAGUUGAUUGAAUGUGUAGGGAGGCCCCUUUUUCGGGAGACAGGCUGAGCUAUGGCGUUUCGAUGUGAUGGCAACGUCGUUUGUCUUGGUCGAGAGUGCAGAGCCCUGGCCAACGCUGGAGCCGGAAUUGGGCGGCAGGACGUGAGUCCAAAAAGCAUCUGAAACAUCAUGUGGAAUAGCGGGGUGGCGGCUCCUUGAUAGCAAUCGCUUCAAACUAUGGUGUAGUUGGUGCUGCGCAUGCAACUGCAUAUGCUGCUUCAAAUGCAGCUUGCAUUGCACUUUGCAAGAGCAUGGCGUUGGAACUUGCGAGUCAAGAUGUGCGUGUCAAUUGUGUUUGCCCCGGUGCCACAGAAACACCAAUGAUCGGCGGUGACGCAGAAGAGUAUGCAAAAAGUUCUCCCAGCCGGAAGAUCGUCCAGCCUUCAGAUAUAGCAAAUGCCGUAGUGUACUUGACCAGCCCAGCUGGAAGAAUGGUACGGGGCAUUCAGCUGCUGGUCGAUGGAGGUGAAACAGCUGGAUUCCAGGGUUAAACUGGUCAAAGCACCCUGUAGCCCUUGCCAGCGACUUGCAACAGUCAAGACCAAAGAGCCACACGAUUUAUGGCUAAACGAUGCUAAAGAGAUUCUAAAAGAAACAGAUUGAAAGAACAGAUGAAAGGACUCCAGCACAGGAUUUCCAGCGGGGCUUGGA
Durusdinium trenchii is the source of this 2011-nucleotide messenger RNA. Lineage: Eukaryota; Dinophyceae; Suessiales; Symbiodiniaceae. The record is from the annotation of a GenBank genome assembly.